This is a messenger RNA of Mercenaria mercenaria, 747 nucleotides long. RefSeq lists its product as uncharacterized. The coding region runs from base 1 to 747 and encodes 248 amino acids. The transcript has 2 exons. NCBI's taxonomy places the organism in Eukaryota, Metazoa, Mollusca, Bivalvia, Venerida, Veneridae. The record is from RefSeq and is a predicted model, not a curated record.
AUGACUGGACUCCACGAUCAUCCUAAAAGACGAAAACUCAUGAAGUACGCGGGAUACGGUGUGCAGAAAGUGCCAAUGUUAUUUCAUCCCUUUGCUAUAAUAGACGGUGAAGAGACGCAACAGGACGAAAACACGAACAAUGCAGCGAACGCGCUAGGAGAGGACAGUCGAUCACGCAUGACAGCUGUUUCUACGGAAUCUACGGAAGCGCAGAGUGGACAAAGACAAUCAGGUACUUCUUUUGCAAAUUCUUUACAAUACCAGAGACUUCCAAAACUAACACUUACGGUAUUUAGUGGUAAUAUUAUUGAGUGGCAGAGUUUUUGGGACGCUUAUGAAUCUACAGUUCAUCUAAAUCCUAAUCUCAGUGAAGUGCAAAAAUUUAAUUACCUCAAGAAUCAGCUAGAGGGCAGUGCAGCUCAAACUAUACAUGGAUUUGCUCUGACAAACGCGAAUUACAUCCAAGCAAUCAAUCUACUGAAAGAAAGGUACAGACAAAAACACAAGAUUGUUCAUACAUACAUGCAGACGUUAUUGAAUAUCCCAGCUCCAAGUUAUACAUUGCACGGCUUGAGAAAUUAUAUAGACAAAUUAGAAUCUUACAUUCGCGGUUUGGAGUCGUUAGGCGAGUGUCAAAGUAACUAUGGGACUUUGUUAGUGCCAGUGAUAAUUGACAAGUUACCAGCAGAAAUUAGAAAGAAUUUAGCGAGGGAACAUGGAAGUGACAAUUGGCAGCUAGACGAAUAA